This is a messenger RNA of Peromyscus californicus insignis, 5763 nucleotides long. It is a transcript of the gene Srrm4, whose product is annotated as serine/arginine repetitive matrix 4. NCBI's taxonomy places the organism in Eukaryota, Metazoa, Chordata, Mammalia, Rodentia, Cricetidae. Gene Ontology annotation, molecular function: mRNA binding. The transcript is spliced from 13 exons. Bases 937 to 2736 code for a protein of 599 amino acids. The record is from RefSeq and is a predicted model, not a curated record. Gene Ontology annotation, biological process: regulation of RNA splicing; neuron maturation; mRNA processing. Gene Ontology annotation, cellular component: nucleus.
UGGAUGGGGGACGCGGGGAGCCCACGGCCCCCAGGCAUAAAGAGGAACAUAGGGGCACCCCCACUUUGCAGAGCUCAGCAGUCCUUCCCAGAAGCGGGGAAGGUUGAAGGCAGGUUGGCGUGGGCGGAUAGGUGGGGCUGUUUUUACUAGCUCCCUCAAUGGAAGAUGCGCUCCAGAGUCUUGCAAAGGGAUAGGGAGGUGGCCCAGCCCCGGGAGUGCGCAUGCAAGGGUUGAGGGGAAGGCCUGCGACAACGGAGGAGGGGUGAGGGCUGGGCCUGAGGAUCUCCAGCUUGGUUCUGUUCCGGGUGCUUGGGUCUCUUCUCAGAGGGGUCAGAAUAGCAACUCAGUGGCCACCGGGCCUUGGAGACAAGCGCACGCCCCGCCCUUUCUCCUCCCUAGACCUGCGGGCUUUUGUUAUGCAGAUGGCGGCGGGAGGCUGAGCCACAGAAGGAGGGGUUGCUGGGGAAGGAGGAGACCGCGAAGGGGAGGGAGGAAAGUACAGCUCGCGCGACCAGCCUCCUCUCCCAACGUCACAUUGUGCAAGAGACAAAACCCGGGCGCGCUGGAGCUCACACGCGCACGCACGGCAGACGCCCCGGUCGCCUCCUCUCUGUUCUCUGCGCGGUAGAGAAAGCCGGCCCAGCUCUGCUUUGCUGAGGACGCGGAGCUCAGCCGGCGGCUCCCAGCGCAGCUCAGAGCCAAGCCAGGAGGUGAACCCAGCCGAGGGACCACCAGGAGGCUGCCUGGCCAGCUCGAGACGUCCGUCCCAUUCUAUCCCAUCCCCCGCCCAGAACUCUGAUCUUUUCCCACCCCACCCCUUGGGGUUUCACGCGGACAGCGCCCCGGGGAGCCCAGGGCGUGUCAACCGGUUUGGAAUCCACGUUUCAGCACUUCGGACAGCGCCCCCGGUCUCCCGGACUCCUUGGGCUUUUCAGGAUGGCGAGCCUGCAGCAGGGCGAGAAACAGCUGUUUGAGAAGUUCUGGAAAGGGACCUUCAAAGCGGUGGCCACUCCACGUCCCGAGAGCAUCAUCGUUGCCAGUAUCACAGCCCGAAAGCCACUGCCAAGGACAGAGCCCCAAAGCAGUCUCUUGGUCCCAGCCCAGGAUGGACCUUCAGAGAAGCUGGGCCAACAUCUGGCCACUGAGACCUUUGGUACCAACAGCUGGGGAAGAGAAAAGACCUGCAGGGAGCUGGGUCCUGCCAGAGCACACAGUGCCUCUCAAGACAGGGACCUGACCCCACCACCUUCCUCCAGGGGGAAAAAGAAAAAGAAGAAAUCGACCAGGAAGAAGAGAAGGAGGUCCCCAUCUUACAGCCCAUCACCAGUCAAGAAGAAGAAGAAGAAAAGUUCCAAGAAGCAUAAGAGACACAGGUCUUUUUCCAAGAAGAGGAGACACAGCUCCUGUAGCCCUAAAAGCAAACGACGGGAAGAGAAGAAGCACAAAAAACAAUCUCGAAGCCGGAAGUCUCACCGCCAUAGACACCACCGCUGCCCCUCGAGGUCUCAGAGCUCGGAACUCCGCUCCUCCAGCUGCGAGAGCAGGCACCGAGGUCGGUCUCCUGAGGAAGGGCGGAAAUCCCGCCGAACACACUCCCGCCACUGCUCUAAGAACCACUGCAAGGUCAGCCCAGAGGCCCGGUCCAGCCACCUGCCCAGCCAGCCCCUCCAGAGGCUUGGCUUCCUGUCAGCCAGGGGUGUAAUCUCUGGGUCGGGGUCUGCGGCUGACCUCUUUAGCAAAUCAGCCAGCCCGCUCACCGCCUCCCGAGGGCGCUCGCAGGAGUACGACUCAGGCAAUGACACAUCCUCGCCGCCCUCCACGCAAACCAGCUCAGCCAGGUCCCGGGGCCAGGAGAAGGGGAGCCCCGGUGGGGGUCUGAGCAAGAGUCGGGACCUCAACUGUGGCAACACUUCCGAUUCAGGGAACUCCUUCACCACCUCCUCUCCGCAGAACAAGGGGGCUGUUUUGGAGAACGUCUCUCCUACCUGCAGAAGCAGUGAGUCAAGAGGAUUUCAGUCUCCAUGUCUACAGUGUGCAGAGGUGAAGAAGUCUAGUUUGGUCCCAUCCACAGCCCGGAGCUCCCCCAUCAAAGAGUGCUCCCGUAGCUCCUCCUACACCAGCACUCGAUCCUCCAGUCCCUCUUCCCGAUCCCCAAACCACAGAGCCUCCCCCAGGUACACCCGGAGCCGGUCCACUUCCUCCGAAAAAAGGUCCUACUCUCGCUCUCCCAGCUAUUCCUCCAAGUCUGGCAAGAGGAGCCCGCCUAGCAGAAGCUCUAGGUCUCGUCGUAGUCCCAGCUAUUCCCGAUACAGCCCCACCAGGGACCCCAAGUAUGGUGAGAAGGAAUUGCAGCCCCGAGAGCGUGCACGCAGGAGGCGACGGUCCUACUCCCCCAUGAGGAAGCGCCGGAGAGACUCCCCAAGCCACCUGGAGGCCCGAAGGAUAACCAGUGCCCGCAAACGCCCCAUCCCUUACUACCGACCCAGCCCCUCCUCAUCCAGCAGCCUCAGCAGCGCCUCCUCUUGGUACAGCAGCAGCAGCAGCCGCUCCGCCAGCCGCAGUUACUCCCGGAGCCGGAGUCCCAGCCGGAGCCGCAGCAGGAGCCAGACCCGGAGCCGGACGCGGACCAGCCGCAGCUCCAGCUCCCGCAGCCUCAGCGUGGGCUCCCGGAGCCGCAGUCGGAGUCGGAGCCUGAGCUACAGCUCGGCAGAAAGCUAUGCCAGCACGAGGCGCUAAGCAAGGGCCCUCCCUCGAGCCACUGCCCACCGGGAAGACCCCUCUGUACUCUGCCAGUCUCCUUUACUACCUGCUCUUCACGCCCGCUCCCCGGUGACGGCUACGGAGGGCUCCUGACUCCUGUCCUCUGUGCUUUCCUGGGAAGGUGGGGCGGGAUACAGGGACUUCUAUUCCUUUGCCAAGCUGCUAGGAGCCUCUACCAGCACCAUCCUGAGGGUCAUCGGGGCCGACGGAGAGGGCCACCUGUGGAAAGCUAUGAUGGAUGACUCAAAAGUUUGAGCCUGGCCAAGACAUGUGGCGAUAUCUCUGUUCCACUCAGCCGCUGCUCACAGGAUACCUACUGGAGGCCAGGGUCAAUCCACCCCUGCUGCCCUCCUUCUCCCCUCCUUCAAUCUCAUGGCUGCACAUUUUGGACCCCAGUGUUAGGAAGAGAGGAGACCAAGGGUGAAGUCCGAGAGAAGAGCUCAGAGCUUUUUAACCUCCCUCCCAACAUGGGCAAAGGCUGGGAGCUCCUGGGUCCCGCUGGGAGAAAGCAGACAUGAGCAGAGGAGGUGGAUGCAAUUGUUGUUGGUAGACGUUGGGGAAGAUUGGAGAUGAGUUCUCUAGUUAUAGCAGCAAAGAAUCAAAUCAUUCGCCCUCCUAGUAUGUAAGCAUGGUCAGGGAAGGGAUUCCAGCAGGUUCCAGCUCUGUGGAGACCCUUACUCAGGGCCUCGUGACCCCAUGGGGAUAAGGAGACAGUGAAGCAGUCAGCGUGCUUUGGGCUACAGCCCUACUUCCCAAAUUUGCCUCAUCCCCAGUAGCUGGCACCAACUUGAUUCCACGGGACCAUCUGCUGAGCAUUCCCAGUGCUGUGGCUAGCAGCCAGUCCCCAGCGCCAGCCAGUCUGCCCCUGUCCUCCAGUUGGCGCCUGCCAGCCCCCUCCACGUUGCCCAGACAGCCACACCCUUGAUUCUACCCAGGGCAGGCUGGCACCUGCCGCCUCACAUGAAGACCACUCUCUUUGCCUCUCAGGAAUUUUGCCAGGAUGGGACGUUGCAUUUAGCUCAGUGUUGUGGGGAAAGACCCAAAUACAGAGAGCCUGUGACAGAGGGACUUGAGUGGUCCCUGGCUUGGGGGCUCCUGCAAGCUUAGGAAAGUCCAGUGGUUGUUGCUGUCCUCACUCCACCUUCUUCCUGCCCAGGGCUGGGCAGCAAGGGUAAGCUGCCCUCUGACACACAAAUGCCAUCAGCUGCUUUGUCUGCAGAAGACAUUGGGAACAGGCAGGCGAGAGAGAGAAAGAGAGAGAGAGAGAGAGAGAGAGAGAGAGAGAGAGAGAGAGAGAGAGAGAGAGAGUCCUUAAAAUAAACCCUCGGGCAUCCCCCUCACCACCUGCCUGGCUUUCCAGAGCCUUGUGGGUGUCAAGUGUGUGGUGACAACAGCUGAGCAGGCCAGGGCACACGGAGAGAGAGGUUGUUUCCCAGCUUUGGACACUGAAGCGUGAUGGACUCAAGGACACAACAUUAUUUAUCCCUCUUGCUCCAAGGUAAACAUUCGAGGAGGAAAAAAAUCCCCAUCUUAGAAGCAGUGACCUCUCCAUGCCAAUCUUUCCCAACCUGUCAGCCUGGGGGGUCCCGUGAGCGCCAGGGAAGUCUGUCAUCUCGUAGACAAGGAGGACCAUCAGUGACCCCACUGGCCUUCCCACCAUGGCUUCUUGCCCAGACCGAAACUCCGCCCACCAAGACUCAAGGAUGCCUAUGCUGGCACCACAAGAGGCCGAUGGCAGGUGCCUGGCACAGGAGUAGGUGCCCCAAGAGGGCAUGUACAGCAGCUGUAAAUAACCCCCAUCCCUGCCCGGGGCCCCAACUCCUCCUUGUUUCCCUCAUGGAGACAAAGGCUUCCGGGAGCCACCAAACCUCCUCGGCAGGACUGCUUGUGAGGGCACAAGAGCCUCUCUCGAAGACACUGACCAUUUUCAUUCAAACCACUCUAGGGGACCAUUUUGCCUGGGGCUCCCAGCAAACUUUUUAUUUAUUCGAUUUAUUUAUUUUUUAUGUAUUUAUUAUUUAUGUGAUGAGCUCUCUUUCUCACCAUUAUCAGUAUUUAAUUAUUUAUUUAUUUAUUUAUCCAGAGAGAUUGUCUGUCGUGGUCGGUGAUCAUGUGUGUAUUGGGUGGGACGGUCUUCUAAAUUAUUUGUGCUUUUUUUUUUUUUUUAAUCCUGUUGCCAUGGCUGCAGUUGGAGAGGCCAGAGGCAUCUUGGUCUUUUCCGUGAAUGCUCUAAGCCCUGAGCAUCUUGGAACUGACCCAGAAGCAUACAAGUCCCAAGGUUCAUUAUUAAGCUCGAUGCCAGUGAGGUUCGGGCCUGCGCCUCACCUCCUUGUACACAUGCUGCGCCACUACUGUAUCAGAAAGAUGAAGUCAGUCACAGAGUUCACGAGCCUAACUCCGAGGCUGACAUUAGCACGUAGCUACACAUAUUUAAAAGAGCCCUGAAGGACUCUUCGACUAACUGCUUAGAGUCAGAGUGCCAUGUCUUGGCCAGUCUUCAGUGGCAUCAGUGGCAUCCAUGAUAGAGCCAUGGCCUUGUGAUUGGGGAACCCUGUGGGUAAGAAUGGUUCAAUACUAGCCCAGCUCUUGGAGACAAGGUGUCAGCUUGAUGAGGUUUAAUUGAUGUUCACAGCCGGAGAGAAGGCAGGACUAACCCAGGGAAGACACUGUGCUCUUCUUGAUAACCGUAGAAGGCACCAACUCCUUCCUAUGAGCAAAACAAAAGGUGGGAUUCAUGUAAGUUACACCUGCGUCUCCUCCGGGUAUCUAAUUCCUCUCCCCCUAACUUUUGAGAUUGGAAAGUUUUUCUGUUUUGUCCGCAGUAGUAGACGUCACUGUUUUGUGAAGAGGGAGGGCAUGGGCCAUCCUGGGAGAGACCCACACAACCAGAGCAAACAUCCUUUUGCUGUGAUCUUUAGCUGUUCCAUUGGGGUAGCACAAAGCUGCUUCUGAAAUUGGAAAAUGAGAUGCAGAUGGAGGGGACAGCCAGAUGUCUCCCCCCCC